Messenger RNA from Naumovozyma dairenensis CBS 421, 4500 nucleotides. It is a transcript of the gene REV3, whose product is annotated as DNA-directed DNA polymerase. The transcript has a single exon. Gene Ontology annotation, cellular component: nucleus; zeta DNA polymerase complex. Gene Ontology annotation, biological process: double-strand break repair via homologous recombination; error-prone translesion synthesis. NCBI's taxonomy places the organism in Eukaryota, Fungi, Ascomycota, Saccharomycetes, Saccharomycetales, Saccharomycetaceae. Gene Ontology annotation, molecular function: DNA-directed DNA polymerase activity; DNA binding; nucleotide binding. The record is from RefSeq and is a predicted model, not a curated record. The coding region runs from base 1 to 4500 and encodes 1499 amino acids.
AUGUCAGAAAACAAUUUUAGCUUGGAUUCAUCAUUAUCUGCUGAUUUUUUCAAUAUCCAGCUGAAUGAUUAUGACUUCUAUAUGACAAAACCGACGGUGCUAGACAAGUCACAUGGCAUAAGUCUACCAUUGCAUCAAUUCAACCAAGUCCCUGUUAUACGCAUAUAUGGUAAUCUGCCUACUGGACAUCAAGUAUUGUGUCAUGUUCAUGGUGUUACGCCCUAUAUAUUUGUUGAAUACGAUGGCAAGUUGACAGAUUCUUCAGUGGUAUUAAACCAAAAAUGCACUCAAUUACAUACCCAGUUAGAACAAAUAGUGUUUGAUUCAAUGAAAAAUAAUAAUAAAAAGACAACAGGCAUGAGUUUGGAUUACAUUUCCAACGUUUCUGUUGUCAAAGCGGUUCCAUUUUACGGGUUCCACGUUGGUUGGCAACUAUUCUACAAAAUAUCAAUAUUAAAUCCAUCAUUUGUUAAUAGGAUUGCAGAUAUUAUAAGAGAUGGGAAGUUAUUAAUUAAGAAAGAUGAAGUUUUUGAAGCUCAUAUACCAUAUCUUUUGCAAUUUUCUGCUGAUUAUAAUUUAUUCGGAUGUGAUUGGAUUAAACUUAAGAAAUGUCAUUUUAGGAAGCCUCUUUUAAAUCCAAUACUUGAUAUUGAUAGGUUAACUUUCAAUCUGGAAUUGAAAACCAUUUUAGAGAGAUUUUGCAAUCAAGGAGAAAAUGCUGUUUUAUUGGAUAAAGGGUUUCAAAGAAUUGGAAAUGGCCUCUUAGAAAUUGAUAUAUUACCGCAGUACAUCUACAAUAGGGAGGAGUUACAAUACAGAGAUUUACACCAUAAUUUUGUUGAAAAGUUAGAAGACGUCACGUCGAUCUUGCAAGGACCAUAUGUAAGUUCUACCAGAAAAAUGGUGAAGGAAACCAUAAAUCAACGUCAGUUAUUUUCUUUACCAGAAUAUCGCCCUAUAAAAGAGACUGAGCGUUUGCAUAUCAAUACAGAAUGGCAAUCAAGUGAUAUAUUUAGAAAGUUUUAUGAAUCAGCGAAGAAUAAUCAAAUAUCAAUGGAUGGUAAGUACCCUACUUUUGAAACAUUCGUAGAGAAUAUUCCAACUCUUGAAAAACUCCCUCGACCAUUUGAAGCUUUGGAUGAACUUUGGCCAACAAUCCCAACUAAAAUAACAGGUGCAGCAGAAGGUGAAAUCGAUAAAUCAAAUUUGGAACUUAUUGAUACUUCGUUUGAAGCUUAUAGUCUGCUCGAUCUUACAGAUGAUGAUGCUAAUAACGUAACUACAACAUCAUCACCUCGAAAGCCAGAAAAGGCUAAUGUUGAGAAGAUCCACGAUAAUAAACUACCUGAUGAUUUAUCUUCAAAUUCUUCAGAAAAUGCCGGUACAUCAAUGGACUUUAAGUUGACACAAUCAAUGGCAAAGAAAAGAACCCAUAAAAUAAAAUUCAAUCAGAUUCUGAAUAUAGAAGGCUUUAAAGAUCAUCCCUUGAGAAGUGGAGUGGGGGUAAAUGCUAACAAAAGAUUACAAAGAAACAUCCAAGGCAUUCCAUUUGGUUCAAAUGCGUAUUCUUUCAAGAAAUUCAACCUGGAUUUUGAGGAGUUAGAAGCUGAUUUAAUGUUUAAUGGCUUUCCGCGUAUAGAUUACUCUGAUCCAUUUUAUUCUAAUCCGAUUGAUUUGAAUACGAAACCGUAUAUAUAUGCUGGUAGAAGAUUUCGAAUAAACUCAACUCAUUUAAGUAACCGCCAUCCCCUACCAUUCCAAGAUGAAUACAGUAUCUUAGAACACCUACCUAAAUCCCAUUUGUUUUCUAUAUGGAAAUAUUCUAAGAAACCACCUACUUUUCAAGAAGUGGGAAAUAUAAGUACAGUGAAAAAUACUUCUAACAGAAGCACCAAAUCGCAAAUUGAAGGAGCAACUCCAAAGCAUAAAUAUUAUUUUAGUGAUCCGUCCAUUAGAAAGAAAAAAGGAAGUAAAAUAUAUGACUCUCUAACACAUUUAUCUUUGGAAACACAUAUUAACACGAGAGGUGAUAAACGACCAGAUCCAAAAAAAGAUGAAGUUACCAUGAUAACAUGGUGUAUAGAAGAUGAAAGUUUCCCAUUCGAUUUAAACAUGGAAACCGAGGGUAUAAUGGUUGUUUUAACGGAUUUAACAGAUACAUUGAAACAACGAAAAUUUGAACAGGCUGCGAGAAAUACGUCAGUUGCAUUCUAUGAAACGGAAUUCGAUAUGUUUGAGGCUUUAACAGAUUUAAUACUAUUAUGUGAUCCAGAUAUAAUAUCAGGUUUUGAAGUGCAUAUGUCGUCUUGGGGAUAUAUUAUAGAGCGGUGCAACAUCAUCCAUAAAUUCGAUAUACUUGAAGAAAUUUCUAGAGUUCAUAGUCGAUGGAAAAAAAAAUCAAAAGAUAUUUGGGGUUACACACAUUCGUCGGGUAUCUCAGUCACAGGCCGACAUGUCAUAAAUAUUUGGAGAGCUCUUCGCUCUGAAAUGAACCUAACCCAAUAUACAAUUGAAAAUAUUACUUAUAAUGUUUUGAGGGAAAGGUUGCCUCAUUUUUCCUAUCAGUCAUUGACUGAUAUGUGGAAUGACAAUUGUAGUAUAUCCAAUUUAAAAACGGUAAUUAAUUAUUGGCUUCUUCGAACCCGAUUAAACAUCAAGUUAUUACAGAAGCAAGAAUUUAUACCCAAAACUAUCGAGCAAGCUAGACUUAUUGGGAUCGAUUUUAAUUCUGUAUCUUAUAGAGGAUCUCAAUAUAAAGUUGAAUCAUUUUUAAUACGGAUCUGUAAGUCAGAGAGCUUCUUGCUUUUGGCGCCGGGAAAAAAACAAGUUAGAAAACAAAAGGCAUUGGAAUGUGUUCCCUUAGUUAUGGAGCCUGAAUCUUCAUUCUACAAGAGCCCAUUGGUGGUUCUAGAUUUCCAAUCAUUAUAUCCAUCAAUAAUAACCGCAUAUAAUUAUUGCUAUUCCACGAUGCUUGGGAGGGUUCGAGAGCUGAAGACAUUUGGAAAUGAAAUUGGUGUGACAAAUAUCAACAUCGAAAAGAAUCUAUUGCGACUUUUGGAGAAUGAUGUUACAAUUGCACCGAAUGGUAUGGUUUAUUUGAAACCUUCAGUUCGUAAAUCAACAUUAGCAAAAAUGCUAACGGAGAUUUUAGAUAUUAGAGUGAUGGUAAAGAAGACGAUGUCUGAUUUGUCACAAGAUAACAAUAAAAUGAAGAAGCUUUUAAAUAAUAAACAGCUUGCCUUAAAACUGUUGGCUAACGUUACUUAUGGCUAUACAUCAGCAUCUUUUUCUGGAAGAAUGCCAUGCUCCGAUUUAGCAGAUAGCGUCGUGCAGACAGGAAGAGAAACAUUGGAAAAGGCCAUUAAAUUGAUUGAGGCCAAUGAAAAAUGGAGUGCAAAGGUUGUUUACGGAGAUACAGAUAGUUUAUUUGUUUAUCUUCCAGGAAGAACCAAGGAUGAAGCUUUCCUGAUUGGAGGUGAGAUGGCGAAGGCGGUUACUGAUGCAAAUCCAGCGCCUGUUUUCCUGAAGUUCGAAAAGGUUUAUCACCCAUCAAUUUUAAUCAGUAAAAAGAGAUAUGUUGGAUAUUCGUAUGAAAGCUCGAAUCAAGUCAAUCCUUCCUUUGAUGCAAAGGGAAUAGAGACAGUGCGCAGAGAUGGGCAUCCAGCUCAGCAAAAAAUCACCGAAAAAGCUCUAAAAAUACUAUUUGACACCAAAGAUUUGUCGCACGUUAAAAACUAUGUGCAGGAUCAAUUUACCAAAAUUCAAGAGGGAAGGGUAUCAAUUCAAGAUUUUUGUUUUGCCAAAGAAGUCAAACUUGGGACAUAUAAGAGUGACAAGACUGCUCCAGCAGGUGCAAUAGUAGCGACAAAGAUGAUGGAAAGAGAUCCCAGAGCUCGUGCACAAUACAGAGAGCGUGUACCAUAUCUUGUUAUCAAAGGGAAAUCGGGACAAAUCCUAAGAGAAAGAAGUAUUUCACCGUGGGAAUUCCUACAACGUCCAGAUCUUGAAUUAGAUUCUGAGUAUUAUAUAACAAAGACAUUGGUACCUCCUCUAUCUCGGCUCUUCAACUUAAUAGGUAUUGACGUUUUUGAAUGGGCUACUGAACUUAGUAAGUACAAAAAGGGACAUUCUACUGUGAAUAGUAAUGAACUCGAAAAACUUGGAGCAUCUAUUUUAUGUGUCAAUUGCGGCGCCGAAUUAACCAGAGGAGGUAAUGAUUCAUUAUGUGAUAAUUGUCAACAAAAUAAAUUGAAUACGGCAUCGACACUUCUUUGUAAUAUCCUAGAGCGCCAGGAUGACUUAAAGAAGUUAGAGCUAAUUUGUCGAACAUGUUCAUACAGGUAUAAUCAGGAUGCAGGGAUGAUUGGACAUGAUAUUGCAAAUCGUUGUGAAUCCUAUGACUGUCCUAUAUAUUUUUCACGUAUUAAGGCAAGGAAGUAUCUUCAAGGUAAUAUUACUCGACGGAAAGAGGAAGCUUUAGAAAAUCUUGAUACCUGGUAA